Molecule: messenger RNA, 2130 nt
Organism: Cutaneotrichosporon cavernicola
Lineage: Eukaryota; Fungi; Basidiomycota; Tremellomycetes; Trichosporonales; Trichosporonaceae
Gene: BRF1
Exons: 6
Coding region: 1-2130 (709 amino acids)
Biological process (GO): transcription preinitiation complex assembly; transcription by RNA polymerase III; DNA-templated transcription initiation
Cellular component (GO): transcription preinitiation complex; nucleus; transcription factor TFIIIB complex
Molecular function (GO): RNA polymerase III type 3 promoter sequence-specific DNA binding; TBP-class protein binding; RNA polymerase III general transcription initiation factor activity
Source: RefSeq, a predicted model, not a curated record
AUGGCUCCCCCAAAGCAGUGCCCGUCCUGCGGUGGCAGAGAGAUUGCGACUGACUAUGCCCUCGGUGUUGUACUAUGCCAGUCGUGCGGUCUCGAGCUAGAAAAGGGCAUCCUAGUCUCCGAGGUCGGCUUCACGGAAGGUGCUGGCGGGCGUAUGCACGUACAGGGCACUUUUGUGUCCAACCACUCGACGGGUAUCAAUUCAUUCCGCGGCCAUGGUCCCACCUCUGAGAACAUCAAGGAGGAAGGCCGCAAACGUAUCCAGAUGAUCUGCAACCAGAUGGGUAUCCUCCCGUCGGUGCAGCGUGGUUCUCAGCGCUUCUACUCACUCGCGGUCGACAACAAGUUCAACCGCGGCCGCCGCACCGACUACGUCGUCGCGUCCUGCAUCUACCUGUACUCUCGCUUCGAGAAGGACGCCCUCAUGCUCAUCGACUUUAGCGAGCGUCUACAGAUCAACGUGUACGAACUAGGCGCUACGUACCUCAAGCUCCGCGCCGCUCUCAACCUCGACCAGGUUCUCCCGGAGAUCGACCCGGCUGUGUACAACAUUCGCUUUGCGAACCGCCUAGAUUUUGGGAACAAGGCGACGAUGGUUGCGCGCGAGGCGUCGCGCCUCGUUAAGCGCUUCAAGGCCGACUGGAUGACGGCUGGUCGCCGUCCUGCUGGAAUCUGUGGCGCGUGCAUCGUGAUAGCGUCGCGCAUGAACGACUUUCUUCGCACCCCCGAAGAGGUCGCGCAGGUCGUCAAGGUGUCGCCUCAGACGAUCAAGAAGCGCCUACAGGAGUUUGCGCAGACGGCGAUGGCAUCCAAGAGCGUUGCAGAAUGGCGUUCGAUGACUGAUGCCGAGCUAGAAGCGGUAAACAAGGACGAGCUCCCGCCAAUCAUCAAGGAGCAGCGGGCUCGUGAGGAGCGCAAGCGCCGUCGCGAAACGGCUUUUGAUGAGAGCAGCACCAAGCCUAACACGCGCGCGAGCAGCCGCGCCAGCAGCCGCGCUCCGACCCCCGUCGCGUCGCCCGGUACACCGCAGAAGCGCCGUCGCCUCGCUCCCAAGGACACUGAAUCCGUCCCUCUGAGUGGCGAUGCUGCCGCCGACGCAGCGUUAGCUGAGGUCGCGCUCGACAUAGGUGACGAGGCAGAGGAGGGCGAGGAGGACACGAACCUCGAGGAGCUCUCGAAGGAGGACUACGUCGGCGAUAUCCAGAAGGCCGGAGACGACAGCGAGCUAGCGCGCAACGAACGCCGUAUUGAGCGCCGGCGUCUAUUCCGGGGCGUCAAGGCUGUUGGAGGCGACGACGACGACGAGGAGCUGGACGAGCUAGCCGCCGAUGCGGACGAGUACGACGACAAUGUGGACGCCAAGGAGGAUGGCAAAGAAGAGUCGGCAGCCACCUCCGGAGGAUUCAAGGACCUGCCAGACACGCCGUCGUGGGACGACAAGGAGGCCGUGUACGCGUACAUUGAGGCGAAUAUCUUUGGUGACGAGGGUGACCUCCUCUACGCGACGCCCGGGGAUAAGACGGCUCGCAUUGAGCGCUGGUUGCGCGGCCGCGAGCCCAAGGAUGUCAUCUCGGAGAUGCGGCGUGUUCAGUGGGCCCGCCACAAGCGCGAGUACGACGCAAAGCAGAGCGUCCACGAGACCAUGAGCGACAUCGACGACGACGAGCUCGAGAACAUUUACGUGAUGGAGGACGGCGAACAGGCUGCGCGCGCACGUAUGUGGCUAUCGCAUAACGCUCGUUGGCUCGAGGAGGACAAGGAGCGUCAAAUCAAAAAGGCGGCGCUGGCCGAGGCUGCCGAGCAGAAGCGCGCGGGCCGCCCGCCACGCAAGAGCUCGAAACGGCAGAAGCGCACGGCGCCGUUUGCGAGCGCACGUGAAGCGAUCGACAACUUUGCCAGCACCAAGAAGUUCUCGAGCCGCAUCAACAUGGACGCGAUUCGGCGUCUGGACGCCGGCGAGGAGUACGACCUUCAGAGCAUGCCGGACGACGAUGACAAGGAUGACAAGAUCGACGACAAGGUCGAUGACAAGGUUGAUGAUGCCGACGACGAUGAUGAGGACUUUGAGUUUGACAUCCCACCAGGCCAGCUUAUUGAGCACAAGGACGACACGUCCGACGAGGAGGACUAG